UGCAGGAGACGAUUGGCGAGGUGCCCGAUAUCAAGACUGAGGACGAGUGAGUAGGAGACAUUGGUGUGUGUGUGUGUGUGUCUACACAUCCCUUCCUUCUCGAUCCUCUUCUUCCUUCCUCCUCGUCAUUGCGGCUUCGGUGCGAUUUUUUUGCGCUUUUCAGCUUCUGCAUUGCUUCCUGCGUCUGGCUCUCCGUUCUGGCCAGUUAUGCGCUUCUUGCCUUUUGGCUGCUGCUACUGCUGCUGCUGCAUCGCGUCCAUCGCUCUCCACGCGUGGCCUUGAUGUGUGCGUCUGCGUUUUGCUUUUUUGGCUUUGCUCUGCUUUGCUUUCCUCUUUGCUCUAGCGACGACAAACAACAACAACAACAACAACAACAACAACAGAAAAGGUUCACAUACCACGAUUACCAAACACCACCACACAAAAACCACAACCAAGCAAACACUCAACUGUUGCGACGGCCUCCAUCUCCAAAUUUUCGACUUCUUCGGAUUUUCCAAGGCCUUUUCUUUUCCGCAUACAACCAACCAAGAUUCCCCCAAUUUCCGGUUUUUCAGGCCUCGAAAGCGCGAAACCAAAAACGGCCGCCUAAUCAUCUCUUAACUAUUUCCCCUUCUUUCUUCUUCAUCCGGCUCCUCUCUUCUCGGCGCGCCCAUUACACACAUACUUACGCACAUGGAUACACAACACACACAAUCCGACGAUCUCGACUAAAAAAGAACCUGGGACGCACCGGGCCGGAACGGAACGGAACGGAACGAAAACUCGCACGAAUUUCCUUUUUUCUAUGCGGAUGGCGACCUGGCUUGGCGCGCUGCUGCUUGAUCGAUCCGAAGCAGUUGCAGCUGCAGCUGCAGCGGGCAGAGGUAGCCGGGCGGGCGGGGAACGUCAUCUUUGUCAUCAUUGGGGACGGCCCGGCGAUCGAUAGCAAUAGCAACGAACAAACGCGGCCACGGGCCUGUGGACUUCAGCGUAGUUUGGGCCUCUUUCGUCGCGGCUGCUGCCGCUGCAUUGCGUUGCAUUGCAUUGCUGCUCUUUUCGUUUUCCUUUUACUUUUGCCUUUUCUUUUCCUACCCAGCAACAUCAGAACUCUACUAGUUUGGCCUUUUUCUUCUCUUUUCCUCUUUCCUCGCAGGCAUUUCCUCAUCUUUUCCUGUCUUUGAUUUGGUUCGGUUCGGCCAUGGUUGAUUGAUUGACUUGAUUUGAUUGAUUGAGAACGAUACGAUACCACUGGGUUUGCCUGCUUGACGACGCUGCGAUGCGAUGGGUUGCGGAUGCGAGGCGAGGAGUGGCUGCCGGCCGCGCGGCACUACUGUCCGGCACAGCAGUUGGGGCAAUGGCAACGAUGCCGGCGACGAUAGGGGGCGGUAGGGGGUGGUUGCGCUGAACGACGGGGGGGUGAUGGGGGUUGCUGAUGAUGAUGAUGACGACGAUGAUAAUGGAUGCGUAGAUG
This is a messenger RNA of Aplosporella prunicola CBS 121167, 1453 nucleotides long. RefSeq lists its product as uncharacterized. Lineage: Eukaryota; Fungi; Ascomycota; Dothideomycetes; Botryosphaeriales; Aplosporellaceae. The record is from RefSeq and is a predicted model, not a curated record. Bases 282 to 1163 code for a protein of 293 amino acids. The transcript has a single exon.